CAUGGGCCCGACCGUAGCGCUUGCUCUUUAAAGGCCAGCGAUACGGCUUCAACACGCUGACCUCUUUUUGCCUGGGAUGCUCCCUCGACAUCGCGGCUUGAAGAUUGGAGGAAUUCAUUGGGCUGACUAACUCAGAGGCAAACACACAUCCGCCCUCACCGUCUCUCACCGUCAUCCUUGCCUGUCUCACCCAGCUUCCACUUUCAUCGCCGUGCUCCACUCGUCGUCGAUGAUAGCGGGCAGCACCAAGACACGCACCAGACUCCCAGGCAAAAGCAUGGAAUCCGUCCGCCUCGGAUUAUCCCCCGAUCGCCCUUCAUUGCCCCCAUUUACAUAUUUCUAUUACCACCUCUAUCUCGAAGCCGCUCCCGCCUCCCUUUCCCGGGCCGAUCACCAAGAUGCCUGCCCCCCAUGGUCCCGGGUACAACGCCGCCGUCGAGGGCUUUAGAGAGACAGAAUAUCCCAUGAUCAAAGACUCCGUCUAUCUUGACCAUGCGGGAAGUACCUUGUGUGCCAAGUCCGUCAUGGACGCCUUCGCUUCUGAGAUGACCUCAGCCCUCUAUGGCAACCCACACUCCGCCUCUCCGUCAUCUCAACUAUCUACCUCUCGCAUCGAGGAUACUCGCAUGAAUCUCUUGUCAUUCUUUGGCGCAGACCCUGCUUAUUAUGACUUGGUAUUCGUCCCCAAUGCUACAGCUGGUGUUAAACUUGUGGUCGAUGCCAUGCGGUCUCAACCUGAGGGGUGGUUCUAUGCAUAUCAUCAAGCAUGCCACACCAGUUUAGUCGGGGCCAGAGAAGAAGCCACCCAUAGUCUGUGCCUCGAAGAUGCCGCCAUUGAAUCAUGGAUACAUGGUGUAGAUCCGUUCAGCAAUUCUCCUCACCAGCAGCCUCCUGUCACACUCUUCUCAUACCCAGCUCAAUCUCACAUGGAUGGGAAACGAUAUCCCUUGUCAUGGAGCAAAGAUAUAAAGAGGGCAAAUACCAGUCCCGAAUCUCGAAUAUUCACUUUGUUGGAUGCAUCUUCCUUCAGCGCAACAUCUCGUCUCGCCCUCGAUGACCACAACAUUUCUCCUGAUUUCAUCGUCUUCAGCUUGUACAAAAUAUUUGGCUUCCCUGAUAUCGGGGCUCUCAUAGUUCGGCGUUCUGCAGAGUUUAUUUUUGACCGUCGCAAGUAUUUCGGUGGGGGGACCGUCGAUAUGGUUGUCUGCGGCAAGGAGCAGUGGCAUGCCCCGAAAUCGCACUUCCUCCACGAGCGUUUGGAAGAUGGCACCUUGCCUUUCCAUAGUAUAGUGGCACUGGACAUUGCUAUGGGGGUCCACCAAAAACUAUUUGGGUCAAUGGACCGGGUGAGCUCACACACGUCAUAUUUGACACAACGAUUGCUCUGCGGAUUAAACCAUCUGCGGCAUGCAAAUGGGGCGCCCGUUUGCUCGAUUUAUACCGAGCUCUCUAACGACCCAGAAUCGCUCGGAACCGGUCCGGCUGUGUCCUUUAACAUAAAGAACAGCCUCGGGGCCUGGACAAGCCUGACAGAGUUCGAGAAGCUUGCAAAUCUGAAAAUGAUGCAUAUUCGAACUGGCGGACUGUGCAACCCCGGGGGUAUAGCAUCAGCACUAGGCUUACAACCAUGGGAGAUGAAGCGGAACUUCUCCGCGGGGUAUAGAUGCGGCGCCGAAAACGACAUCAUUUCGGGGAAACCUACUGGUGUUAUUCGGGCUAGUCUUGGAGCGAUGAGCACAAUAUCAGAUGUUGACCGUUUUGUCAGCUUCGUGAAGGAAUUCUUCCAAGAGACGACGUUGCCUGAAGCGAUGGCGGUAGAUUUCGACCCCCAUGAAACGACUAUAGCUCAGACGCAGCCUCGACUCCGGGUGAAAGCUAUCACUGUUUUCCCUAUCAAGAGCUGUGGCGGAGUUUCCAUUCCACCAGGUGUGCCGUGGGAAAUUCGGCCUGAGGGGUUGGCUUGGGACCGAGAAUGGUGUCUGAUACAUCAGGGAUCUGGAUAUGCCCUCAGCCAAAAACGUUGUCCAAAAAUGACACUCCUGCAACCCUCGCUGGAUUUCAACCGGGGGAUGUUGGUAGUGAAAUACCUUGGAAAACCAGCCCACUGUUGUCCAACCCAGAUUUCGAUACCCUUGUCUGCAAACCCAUCACUCAUUGAUACAGCCUUUCAACAACUACAGUCGCGAGUUUGUGGCGAUCAGAUCUCGACACAGAUGUACUCCUCCGACGAUAUCAAUGAGUUCUUCUCCAAAUCACUCGGAGUGCCGUGUAUAUUGGCUAGAUUCCCACCAGGUGGCCUUGGAGCGAGCAGUCGAUUCUCGAAAGCGCAAAUGCAGAGGUAUCAACAACCGGAUAGGGACCAGAGACUGCCCGGGUCCUUUCCAGAAAUUCCAUCUCCUCCCGACUCAGACUCCGAACAGCAACGACGGGGGAAAAUUCUACUUUCGAACGAGAGCCCCAUAUUAAUGAUACAUAGUUCAAGUGUUGGCGCACUGAACAAGGAGAUUCGAGGCAGAGGCGGGAAUAUUGUUGCAGACAUAGCGUUUCGGGCAAACGUGGUGCUCGAACCAGCUGGUGGCGCGAAAGAACAUCAAGCAUUCGCUGAGGACGGAUGGGCCUCGGUGUGUAUUGGCCGUCAGAAUUUCAAGCUCCUUGGCGCGUGCCGCAGAUGUCAGAUGGUUUGCGUGGAUCAAGAGACCGCAGAGAAGAAGGAAGAACCAUUCGUCACACUCGCCAAGACGAGGAGAUUUGAUGGAAAGGUAUAUUUUGGGGUUCACAUGCGACAUGACCCUCCCAGCAGAAACGACUACAUCAGUAAGGAAGCGCAAUACCCGACUAUCGAAGUCGGUGAGGAUGUCACCGUGGAAGCAAGAGACUAAGUAAAAAUUCCUGCAUAGCAUCGCAUGGCAUGGAAGGCGUUUGAGACUUCUAGCGUCGCAUUGUAACUCAAGGUACCA
Molecule: messenger RNA, 2957 nt
Organism: Ilyonectria robusta
Lineage: Eukaryota; Fungi; Ascomycota; Sordariomycetes; Hypocreales; Nectriaceae
Product: pyridoxal phosphate-dependent transferase
Exons: 2
Coding region: 399-2879 (826 amino acids)
Biological process (GO): Mo-molybdopterin cofactor biosynthetic process
Molecular function (GO): molybdenum cofactor sulfurtransferase activity; pyridoxal phosphate binding; molybdenum ion binding
Source: RefSeq, a predicted model, not a curated record